Messenger RNA from Onychostoma macrolepis, 2563 nucleotides. RefSeq lists its product as uncharacterized. NCBI's taxonomy places the organism in Eukaryota, Metazoa, Chordata, Actinopteri, Cypriniformes, Cyprinidae. The coding region runs from base 1778 to 2563 and encodes 261 amino acids. The record is from RefSeq and is a predicted model, not a curated record. The transcript has 5 exons.
AGAUGCAAGAACAUUACUCAAAACACAGACUCAACAUAGUGUUGUUUCCUUGGCGAGUGGAUCAUUCCAUUACUUUGGUAUACAGAAAAUGUUCAGCCACAUAUUUCAGAAGCUUACAUCAGUUGUCCGGAAUCAUCACAGCUUCAAAUUGCAAUUAAACAUGGAUGGUCUUCCAAUUUUUAAAAGUUCAGGUGUACAGUUCUGGCCAAUUUUAGGAAUGCUCCAGGCUUACAGUAGAAAACCUGUGCUGAUUGCUCUUUACUGUGGGAAAUCGAAGCCUCAGUCCUUGUCAGAAUAUCUGAAGGAUCUGGUCUGUGAGUUGAAAUCCUUGAGCACUGGUUUUGUUGUUAAUGGAAAGACCUUCUUCUUGACUGUGUGCUCGGUAAUCUGUGAUGCUCCUGCGAGGGCUUUUAUUAAGGGUAUUAAGUCACACAAUGGAUACAGUGGCUGUGAUAAAUGUGUACAGUCUGGCAUUUACAUUAAUAAUCGCAUGACAUUCCCAGAACUUAAUUCUAGGGUAAGAACCGAUGUUUCUUUUUCAAAUGCAGAGGAUGAAGACCACCAUGUACAACAUUCCCCAUUUUGUGAAACAUCUGUUCCCAUGGUUAGUGGAUUUCCACAUGACUAUAUGCAUUUAGUGUGCUUAGGCGUGGUGCGUCGUCUGCUUGAUUUGUGGAUGGGAACUCGCGGCAAGUUGAGUUACCGUAUUUCAUCCAGGCAAGUGUCUAUCAUUUCUGGCAAACUGCUUGCUCUCAAGAGUUACAUACCCUCUGAAUUUGCUAGAAGACCAAGGGCACUUGAUGAAAGGUUACGAUGGAAAGCAACAGAACUUAGGCAGUUCUUACUUUACACUGGUCCAGUAGUUUUGAGGGAUGUGCUGACUACUGAGGUUUACCAAAAUUUUAUGUUGUUGUCUGUGGGCAUAUAUAUCUUGGCAAGUCCAACAUAUUGUUUGCUGUUAAAUGACUUUGCAAACACACUACUUAGAUCAUUUGUUAAGCAUUUUGGGGAACUCUAUGGUCAUUGUUUUUUAGUGUACAACAUACAUGGUCUGACUCAUCUCAGUGAUGAUGUGAAGGUGCAUGGCCACUUAGAUUUAAUUUCAGGGUUUCCUUUUGAAAACUACUUAAAAAAAAUUAAAGGAAUGGUUAGAAAACCUAGCUCACCACUGCAGCAAGUUAUACGCAGAAUUUCAGAACUUGAUUCAACAAGUUUAAAUGAUGAGGAAACCCGGAAAGCUCACAAAAAAAUGAAAAUGCUGCACUCAGAUGGACCUGUUCCAGAAGGAUUCACAGGAGCGGUCUCCCAAUUUAAGGAACUGUCGAUAGAUGAGGUUGUCAUCAACACAUCAGAGAGGGACAGAUGUAUAAAGAUGAACAAUAAGAUACUAUUGGUUCAGAAUAUAAUUGUCUUUGAAGGUGAGGAAUAUAUUGUCUGCAAAGAAUAUAGACACAUUGCAAAGUUCUUUGAUUAUCCCAUUGAGUCCACAGAUUUGGGAAUUUGUUUUGUGUCAGAUCUGUCACCAAAGCUGAUGUGCUUAACAUUAGAUACCAAUAUGCAGAAGUGCGUCCGGUUGCCUUUGGAGGUUGGAUUUGUUGUCAUUCCACUUCUUCAUGCAGACCCAUCCUAAAUGUCAUUCAUAGCGUGGUGUUUUGGUAGUCUUUAAAUCUGAAUUUUAGAUAGUCCAAUCUUUUUCAAAUUGAAUUAAUUUAUGUGCAGAUUGGCAUUUAGACAGCAGUGACAGAGUCCAGCCUGCCUUGGGUUAUUUCAGUAGGUCAUGUUUUACAUUGUAGAGUUUCUAGAAACCCAAGAAGUUGAAGUGGUACCAGCACUUUGGGUUGAAAAGGAAAUAUGUCAAUGGCCAGCUCAAUACAGACGUGAUGAAUUAGUAAAGGCCAUACGAAGUGAGGAGCAACCUGGACACACGUGGGACGCAUAUUGUGUUCGAAUUUUAUAUAAAGCUGCAACCUACAAAGCUGCUCGUCUAAAACUUCCUCAAGCGGAAACACAAACUGACCUUCAAACAGCAGAGGAAGAAGAUGUGGAUGACAUUCCAAAGAAAAAGCGAAAAAGGCUACCAAACAUUCACUUUGAGAGCGACGACGAAGAUUUGGUCAAACAAAAAGGAUUGUUGCCUCCAGCCCCAAAGAUAACAGGACCAAACUUUGCAAUUGAGUCUGCAAUAAAGAGAAGGGUUCAAAAGCUUGAAACCCCAAAGCAUAUGACAAGUCCUGAGCCCAGACACUCUGUGACAAGUCCUGAGCCCCGGCGUGCUGAAAAAAGCCCCGAACCCAGUCGGUCUAUGGGAAAUUCUGAAGCACAACAGUCAGGAACAGUUACUUUAAGUGGUCUUGCUCCUCUUCUGCAUAGAAUUCUUACAAAUCAGGAAAUGAUGAUGGAUCAACUCAAAGUCAUUCUGAUGAACAUGCAGAAAAUGGGCGAACCUGCUCAUGGGCAGGAUCCCAUCGACAGAGACUUACUGCCACUGAAAGAUCUUACCUCCCUGCUGGCUCUGGAAAAACGUCUGAGGGAAGAGGCUGACCUCAAAAAAAAUGGUAACUAA